AUGGUGGCCGUAUUUGUUGCUGAGCUCAUCAUGGCUUCAAAGCAGACAGGACAAGCCGUUCAAACCCAGCCUAGUGUUCAACCUAUGAUUGGACCCUCAUCUGAGUUCCUCAUAUCGUUUGGAGCACGCUUCGUUCCUUGUAUGCGCAAGGUACCGGACCUUCCAACUACCAACAUGCUCCCCUGCCUGAAAUAUUCGACAUCCAAGCUGCAAUCCUUUACAAAGGAUCAACUUUGCUCAUUAGCAGAAAUAUGUGGUCUGCCGGAUGCUGAAGACCCGAAUCAAGGAUACCGAUUCGUGUCGGCCAUCCUGGUUGGUACGCCCAUCUAUGCCAUUGUUUUCAUGGCUGGAGGUAUUGGUGGCAACUUAUUAGGCGGGAACUUUGGCUUGAUUGGUCAACCGUCGCUCGGUGCGUCUGGUGCGGAAAUGAAUGCCAAGACGCGGCUCUUUAUGUCCGUGCUAUUUACUAUUAUUGGUUUGGCCCUUGGACUACUUCCGGGCAUCGACAACUUUUCGCAUAUUGGCGGCUUUUGCGUUGGCAUAUUGAGUGGCAUGGUAUUUGCGCCCUCCAUUCAUGCAACACGAUCACAUAUGGUGGUAAUUUGGGUGUACCGUGCCAUUGGGGGAGGUCUCCUUAUCGCCUACUUUUUAGCCCUUGUGCUGAAUUUUUACCGCAGCGAAAAUCCCGUUGACACUUGUCGCUGGUGCCGCUAUUUAUCAUGUCUUCCUAACUUCGAUGCAUGCAAAGGCACAGGUACGUCUUCGCUACGCUAA
Malassezia sympodialis ATCC 42132 is the source of this 774-nucleotide messenger RNA. RefSeq lists its product as uncharacterized. Gene Ontology annotation, cellular component: membrane. Gene Ontology annotation, biological process: proteolysis. The transcript is spliced from 3 exons. Bases 1 to 774 code for a protein of 257 amino acids. Gene Ontology annotation, molecular function: serine-type endopeptidase activity. NCBI's taxonomy places the organism in Eukaryota, Fungi, Basidiomycota, Malasseziomycetes, Malasseziales, Malasseziaceae. The record is from RefSeq and is a predicted model, not a curated record.